CCCCCAACCUCUCCUCCGCCACUACUCCGUACCUACUCACCACCACUAUCUCAUCUCCACCACGAAAUCUCCCGUUCCAGGUCCAGUCCUUUACUUCCUUGCUAGUCGCCGUUGGUCUUCCUCCUUGGCCCAGUUCCUCCUUACACACUCCUCCCUGCGCCAGACCCUCACAAAUCUCCAUUAUCGUCUCCGUUGAUUGCCUCGCGCCAAUCCACUCUGGCCGUGACAAUCACUCCGAGAUACCCUUGCCAACCGCAGGGGCCGCUCCUACGAUCCUGCUCCACGACGACUCCAGUUUGAUAAAACAGCGUCCCCCCCAGCACCGCGACCAUGGCGACCUCUGCCGAGCAGUAUCGUCAACACACGCUGCCGCCCUCUCCACACCAGGCGCAGCAGCAGUAUUUUCCCCAGCAGCAGCAGCAGCAGCAGCAGCCUCAACCGCCGCAGCAGACCUACCAGCCGCCUCCCCGAGCGUCGCAACAGCGCCAGUCGCAGAACCCGCCCGCCAAGUCGAGGACCCUCAGCUUCCACUCUCAAAAGUCGCAUAAGAGCUCUGGCAGCAGGGACUUACACGAAACCUCUGCCGAGAAGGAAAAGAAGCGUCUUCACACCAAAGCCGAUCCUACACUGGCCAUCAGUGAAGCCGAACCCUCCACCAUCGCCGCCAUGAAGUCCGAAUCGACCUUCGCGCCACUCCGAUCGAUGCAACACAAGGAUUCCUUCGGCAACGCCAUCGCCGACCCGGACAAGUCAAACCCAACCCGAAACAGGUGGGAACGACCGCUCGACACCAUCCGAUCUUUUGAGGCUGCAAUUGAUGGAGGCUACGCGCGCAAGUCGAUUUACGGCACUGAAUCCGUCGCCAACUACAACCGACGAAACAGCUCAUUCACUGGCAACCAGCCGCGCUUCCCCCAUGACAGCUACUACAACGGCCGGCCACAAUCUUUUAGGCCGGAACAGACUCAGUUCGACCUAGGAGCUCGAAGCAGUUACUUUGACCCUCAGCAACACGGCGGCAACUAUGGCAAUCCUCCAGUCCGGCAGCGAAUGCCUCGAAUACAGACGGAUCCCCAAUACCAGAGUUAUGGACGCAACCCGAACAUUUACCCUAUGCCUAACAAGGACCGAUCAUACGAGACGGUAACGUCUGCUGCCGGCAGCGGCAACUCCGACCAGGCCGGCUACCAGACGGACCCCACCAGCAGCGACAACAGCUCGAUCGACCGCACUGUACCGGCUAAGCGCCGCGACCCAGUCAACGAUUGUGGUGCCAGACCUAGCCAGGGCCAACCGCAAUACCAGCGUGGGUAUCUCGCCCCAGUACCCAACGGUCAAGGGAGACAGCCUCAGCAACAAGCACCGAACUCAGCACCCCCUACUGCAGUACCGCAAGCAACCCCUCCCGCUGGGAAACAGAAGGGCACUCUUCUGAGAAGGACAUCUACUCAACAAACAAAAACGGAGGCUCCAGAGAAGCGGAAGAGCUGGUUUGCCCGCCGAUUCAGCAAGAACUCCUAAGCAGAUCAAGAUUCGAUGACGAUACCCACACACUCACCAACACUCUCACACACAAACACACACAUUCUCAUGUUUCCUCUUUCAUUUGUCGAUACCCCUUUCUUGAUUCUGCUUCAGGAUGGCGCCUCCAACAGGGACCGGACUGUAUGCGA
Messenger RNA from Ilyonectria robusta, 1673 nucleotides. RefSeq lists its product as uncharacterized. The transcript has 4 exons. The record is from RefSeq and is a predicted model, not a curated record. NCBI's taxonomy places the organism in Eukaryota, Fungi, Ascomycota, Sordariomycetes, Hypocreales, Nectriaceae. The coding region runs from base 331 to 1521 and encodes 396 amino acids.